AACAUGCUUAGCACACGCUUGCGAACACAGGAAACAAGAGCAGUUCCUAAAAUGGCAUGUGAGUUUCCGUUUUCAGUCACUCGAGAGACAGAACUGAUGGUACUUGCUCCCUGACACACUAGAGCAUCUGCUUCACUUGGGUACAGAAUGCCUCAACUCCUGGGUAACAGCAGUUCACAUGGACAGGCUGCCGUAUAUUAUGCAUCAGAAUCCAUUGUCUCUAUUGCUGUCUUCACCAUUGUUUUCAUCAUAGGUAUCCCAGGCAAUGGAUUGGUGAUCUGGGUAGCUGGUCUGAAAAUGAAAAGGUCUGUGAACAUUGUCUGGUUCCUAAACCUUGCUGUGGCUGACUUCAUGUGCUGCUUGUCCUUGCCAUUUUCCAUAGCUCACCUGGCCCUCUAUGAACACUAUCCAUAUGGUUGGUUCCUCUGCAAAGUCAUUCCUUCAGUCAUAGUGUUUACUAUGUUUACUAGUGUCUUCCUACUUGUGGCCAUCAGCAUUGACCGGUGCCUCCUUGUGAUGAAACCUGUCUGGUGUCAAAAUCACCGAACAGUGAAAUGUACAUCAUUAAUAUGCAGUGGCAUUUGGAUCCUGGCCUUAAUUUUCUGCUGUCCUGUAUUUCACUACCGUGAGACUAGCACUCAUGAUGGCAAAACUGAGUGUGGGUACAAUUUUGGAGACAACGAAGUGCUGGAUUACGUGGAUGAUGCUGUAUAUGAGCUAUUGGAAAAAAACUCACUUUUAACCUACAACGGUAAUGACUCAUGGGGAAAUUUCUAUGAAAGUGAUUAUUCUGUAUCCCCUGCCUUAGUGGCAAUAAACACCAGUAGGGCUGUCUUUGGCUUUGUACUCCCCUUUGGCAUCAUGGCAGUUUGCUAUGCCCUUAUUGCUUUCCAAAUGCGUACAAGUCAGUUUCACAAGCCAUGCAACAAAAUGCUGAGAACAAUUGUGCUUGUAGUAACUCUAUUCUUCAUCUGCUGGGCUCCAUAUCAUGUAGUAGGGAUUCUGUCCCUUGUACCUACUCUUGGAACAGGACUGAGGGAAAAUUUGAUCCUCUGGGAUCACCUCUCUACAGCACUUGCAUAUGCCAACAGCUGCAUCAACCCCUUGCUCUAUGUUUUUGUGGGACAAGACUUCAGGACAAAGGCACGGCAAACAGUGAAAGGAAUCUUGGAAGGUGCGUUUACUGAGGAACUAACACGUGCAAUCCCAUCCGCCCUUGACAGAAGCAAGACUUCAACAGAGAAGGACGGUAGCAGCACAGUGUAAUAUAGGACUUCUGAUCCCCACGGUAGAAAGAGCAAGCUUUGGCCCUGCACAUCAGUCACUACAUUUAACAGCUUUUUUUGCUCUAACACAUUUGAUUAAUCUGCAGAUCCGCACACUGAGACAGUUCUGAUAAGAACAGCUAAGACCCUUUAUAUCCUGCUCUAGAGAGUUGGGAAGUUGGAAGUACCAAGAGUAUCUGAGGGCAUACCAGGGAAGACCCUGGUGAAGCAGGAGACACAGCACUUUAAAGAAGAAAGCACACCUGCAGAAUGAUUUAUGGUGGGAUCAUGUAGUUUAACCUCUGAAUUGCUAGAUGAGAAUGUCAUUAUAGCUAUUUGCAUGUCUAUGUUCUACAUCUCCCAUCUUUGAUAAACUGGAGAUUAAACUAACUUUGAUAUCUUUCAUUCAAA
This is a messenger RNA of Columba livia (rock pigeon), 1676 nucleotides long. Its product is annotated as C3a anaphylatoxin chemotactic receptor. Gene Ontology annotation, biological process: phospholipase C-activating G protein-coupled receptor signaling pathway; chemotaxis; positive regulation of cytosolic calcium ion concentration. The record is from RefSeq and is a predicted model, not a curated record. Gene Ontology annotation, molecular function: complement component C5a receptor activity; complement component C3a receptor activity; G protein-coupled receptor activity. Bases 148 to 1266 code for a protein of 372 amino acids. The transcript is spliced from 2 exons. NCBI's taxonomy places the organism in Eukaryota, Metazoa, Chordata, Aves, Columbiformes, Columbidae. Gene Ontology annotation, cellular component: plasma membrane.